GCAUGACGUCAGCGGCAGAGCUAGAGAAGGACAGGCAGAAUGGCUACCCAGUGCCGUAGCUCUAAAUGCACGGCAGAGAGGAAAGGAUUCCGGCGGGAACUCGAUUCCUGGCGGCACAAAUUGGUCCACUGUGUAGGGUUUGAAAGCAUAUUAGAGGGGAUCUAUGGACCAAGGCUGCUCAGAGAUCUCAGUAUAUUUGAUGACUGUGAACCAGAUGCGGUCAGUGACUGGUCAGUGGAUGCCAGCUGUUCUUUCUGCAAUCUCCAAUUAGAGAAACUCAGUGACCAUAUUCCCCCUGUCAGUUCACCUCAGUCACCUCCAACUGAAGAAACCCCUCCCCCUCCUCCUCAGGGCCAGUCAAACACUGAGAAUAUCGAAUGCCAAGCUGACCGAUUUCUCCAUGCAAUCUUUCGAAAGAAAGACCUUCCUCAGAGCUGUGAUCCGAACAUUCCCUUAGUUGCUCAGGAAUUAAUGAAAAAGAUGAUCCGCCAGUUUGCCAUUGAAUACGCUCAAAAUGGGGUGCUUGAUCUCUCCAAAAAGAAUUGUGCUAGUUCUGCAUUGUCAACUUCAUCUAAUCAAAAAGCAUCAGGGAGACCGCAGAAAGAUGACUAUGUGGGAAGAAGCUCUGAGUUUUCGGAAGGCUUGCUCUCGAAAGCCUUGAAAGACGUUGAGUCGGGAUCACUGGACGUUCACAAAGCCGCCGUGCUUUACGGCAUACCUCAAAAAACGUUGCGCCUCCAGCUGGAGGCCUCGGCCGAAGGGAGGCUGGAGGACGGCGAAGACCUGCUGUCGAAGAGCAGGGAGACCCACCUGGUCCUGCAGAAGGUGGCGGCCUGGGCCCGGGCCCACGGCGAGCGGGCCGAGCUGGGCAAGCUGGGCCUCGCGGAAAACUCUGAGCUGAAGUUUCCGGCAGCUUCCACCUACCUCCACCAGCUGACCCUGCAGCGGAUGGUCUCUCAGCUGCGAGAGAAGAGCGAGAGCCUCUACUUCGAGAGCUCAAACAAUCCCGCCGUGCGUUUGAAAAUCCCUCAGGUACGAAUCAGCUCUGUGCCCAAGUCCCAGGCCGACAUCUCCAGCCUCGUGGACAUAAUGUACCAAGUGUCUAAAGCCACAUCGACGCCCGAAGCCUCAGCGCUGCAGAAGCUCAAAACCAUACUCCCCAAGCAGAACAAGAUGGACUGUUCUGUGCCUCUACUUCACUCUGGUAUCGAAUCCUGCCUCAUGCAAGCCGACCUUUCUCCCUUGUGUCUUAACUUGAAGAACGGCUCCGUGGACGACGCCGCCGAUGACCUGGACCGCAAGGACAAGCAGCCCAGGAAGAAGCGCGGUCGCUACCGGCAGUACGACCACGACAUCCUGGAAGAAGCCAUCAGCAUGGUCAUGGGUGGCAAGAUGAGCGUCUCUAAAGCACAAGGAAUCUACGGUGUACCUCACAGCACUUUGGAGUACAAAGUGAAGGAGCGGUCCGGGACGCUCAAGGUGCCGCCCAAAAAGAAAUCCAGGUUCUCGGAAUCCGGGCCUUUGCGUGCGACCGAAUCAGGGACAAGCAGUUCCAAAAGGGAUUAGACUGCGCUUUGCUUUUCCUCUCUCAAGUCUAACUUGAACACUUGAAUACUCAAACUUAGACAGGAUAUAUUUAAGCGAACACUUCAAAACACAAAACAUGCCUUUAAACAUAGUUCAUUCAGGGUUUUCACUGUGGAUAUAUUAUACAUUUAUAUAUAUAUACAUAUAUAUAUAUAAAUAUGAUAGAUAUUGUAAAGCACUGUCUGUUUAAUUUAUGUAUGAACCUUACGUUUUACUCUAAAAUAUUCAGGUUUGGUUUACCUUUAGCUUCUUGGAGCAUUAAUGAUUGUUAUGUGCAGCUUUCUCACUGGGUCAAUCAUCCAGUUUAAUAAAGUGACUUACUAUUAAUACUACUGAGACUAGAUCAGUAUCUCAGUCAAAUCUUAUGAAUGAGAUGGGAGAGAAUCAUGGUACUCCUGAAGUGUCCAUAUGUGUAAGAAGGAGCACUAUAUGGCAAAACGUACUGGCAUCUCAGUUGGAGGUCAGUACAACAGAAGUUUAAAAGCACUUCCUGGUGGGUUUUUUUUUACGCCUGAAGUUGAGCAUUUUUCAAUUAUCAUCUUGGAAAAACUUGUUGUAUAAAAGUAGUUUGUAUCUGAAAUUUCAACAAAAAAAACCCUGUUUUUUCUUGUUUGGUGAAAGAAACUCGAUCUUCAAAUUGUCCUGGGUAAGUUGGAAUGCACCAUAAAGCAUGUUGAAAAUGUGCACAGAAAAAGCUUGAGAAUGGUUUUGUGAAUGUGUGCUGUAUAUAUUUUAUUAUAAAUUAGUAUUUAUGAAGGUUUUUUCCACACUAUACUACUGUAAACCUCACUUAAAACAACUCCGCUGCUGUGAAAUUUUUUUUUUUUUUUUUUAGAAGUGUAUAUAAAUGAUAUAAUUUCGGUGAUUUUUCCCAAAUGUCAGUACAUUGGCAUUGCAUUAUUCCGCUAAUACCAAAAUAACAGUUCAGGUUACAUUUCACUCCACAAAACAGAAGCUGCUUGAAAUAUUGUAUACGGGAUAUCUCAGUCUCAAUCAUUUUAUUUUAUUUUAUUUUUUUGUAGGAAUUUUUAAUAUAGAAAAAUAUUGAAUGAUGUUAAGGUUAUAUACCAGGUGUUUCUUUUAAAGACAUUUCAAUUUUAUGAUGAACAAUUUACUGUUGAUACAACCUCUUCUAACAGUUUGGCUGCCUGGAAGUGAAAUUCCAACACUAUAAAUUAUUAAGUGUAUAUUGCUAAGAGAUAAUUUAAAAUAUUUAAUUCUGAAGUUUUGUAAUGGACUGAAUUUUUAAUUCAAACUUUUCUGACUUCCUCAUGGAUUUUUCUUGCUCCUUGUCUUGUGAUAAAUUAUUUAUGUAAAUUUAUUUAAGCUUAUGUUCUUUCUAAAGGGCACCAGGUUCUCUUUUCUUUUUUGCGAACCAAUUUCUUUUCAAUUGACGAUAUUUUACUGGUUUCAACACACCAAACAAAACGGGUGAGCGCAGUGAUUUCUCUCGCUAUAAACUGAUUUCAUUUUUUUUUCUUUUACAAAUAAGACAGAGGUAUUCUUAAAUCACUCUUAAUACACCGCAUCACAGGUGAUCUAACCUGGAGGUGAUCUGAAUGUUUCUUGAAAUGCUUUUCGUAACAGUACAGUGCCUCUGUUUUUAGAACUACUGCUCAGAUAAUUAACCAGUCUCUGGAAGCUUUAGAAAAUUUUAUACUCAACUACUGCAUAUUUCCAGUUUUUUGUGCAAUGGAUUUCAGUUUACAGAUUAAUUUACGCAUUCUGGUUUUAAGUGCAGUAUUUCUACGCUCACUCUCUCCAGAAUACAGAUGUCGGCCUUUAUUUUCCUUCAUUUUUCUUUAAUGACUUGGUUAAUAUGAAAUUAUCAGUUUUUAUGCAUAAAUCAAUUGCACUAUAAUUCAUUUUUUUUCCUAGUUGGUAUCCCCUAAAUGUUUCUUCUGUAAAUGUACUGCAUUUCUGUUCCUCCACGUGGUUGUCAAAACCUGUAGAUUUGGUGGUUUUUGUUGUGGUUAGUUUGUAUUUUGUAUUGAAGCACUUUGAUGCUUUUGCACAUUGGGGGGGGGGGGGGGAAGAAAGAAAAAAAAACAUUAAAUGUGUUAUAUUGCAAUUUGCAUGCAUAAGUGAUUAAGUGUUCUCUAUUCGUACCGACUUACUUCUGGACCUGUCCCUUUAAGCUCCACACGUUUCUAGUCUUAUUUGAAAAAAUGAGAGGGCCAUGAAGCCAUAUAGGAAGUAAGACUGACCUACUGUAUAAUCCUGAAGACGGCUUAUGUAAUGUAGUAUUUCCCUCAGAGAAUUUCGUUGUUUGUUUUGUGCAAUGGAACAAAGAUUUUGUAAUCCUCAAGUGUGCAGCUUUUUUUUCUUUUUUCUUUCCUUCCAUGUGGUCCGAAAAUCAGUGAUUGCCAUUAACUUUUGAGUUGCAAGUGGUCUCUUUGUUUGCUAUCCAAAUCGGUCUGCUCAAAACUUUAAGUUGUGGGCCCCCCUUUUCUAUUGUUGUAUUUCUGUGAACAUUAUGCUAAUUUCAGCUUGAAAGAGAUUUCAGCUUUAAAUAUUGAAUGAAGUAAGAUGAGUAGCCGAUUUUUAAAUUUUAAUUUGAUAGUUCAGGCCCCAAUACAGCUGUGUGCUUUGAUAGAAACCUUUUUGCUCCUCUCCACCCAAAGCCACUUUUGUUUUGUCAUAAAUGCUGAAUUUUCCCUGUCUCACCAAAAUGUUUUUGGGCCACCGUGUUCAUUUUUAGUAUUGCUUUUAGUAUUCAGUGUUUUUUUUUUUUUCUUUAAAAAAAAUAAAUAAAUAAAUUUAAUUCAUAUUUUGAAAUUUAGGAUGUAUUGCUUGCAAAAUUGAUUUGUCUGUAUUGGCAGUAUAAUUUAUGUGAAAAAUCGUUCAGUUCGUCUCCAAAUGUAGGAAUUCAGUGGGUGUAUAGACACAUUGUUUCCCUAGGUUUGAGCGUUGCAACAAUCGUUAACCUCUGCCUUCUGCAACUUGUCAAUAAAAAAAAAAAAAUUCUGUUAAGAAACAAAUGGCAAAAUUUGUUUUGUUUUUUUAUUCCAAUCAAAAUGUCCCAUUUUCUAGGAAACCCGCAUGCGGUUAUGUGUUGAAACAGUGCAAAUGUUGCUUAUAUCUUGGUCUACUCUGACCAUGCACGUGGUGUUUGCAUACAUGAUUUAAUGCUUAAGUCUGCAAUCGGAACAGGUUCUCUGUUCUCUAACCAUCUCAGGUUAGAUGCAGAUCAAGUCAUCACUGGAAAGUACAGAUGUUUUUGUGACAGAUUGGAUACGGCCUCAGUCAUGGACCGUUCCGUAGUUAAAAUUUCAGUAGGAUGCAGGAUAUCUUCAGACUCCCAAGUCAGGUUUUUUUUUUCUUUUCCUUGUAACAGUAUGACCAAAAGUCCUAACAUAUUUAUUGCUUUUGCAAAUAUACCAUUAUGUGGGCAUGAUGCUAAAAUAAUUGAUUAAAAAAUUCCUUCUCUGCAGUCUGUACCCUCUAAAUAAUAUUAAAUUGUCUGGGAGUGCUUAAUACUGUCCUUUGUCAUGUUGUCUAGAACAAACAUAGCCUGCAUGAGUAAUAUGUCAUUUUUUAUUUAUAUUUAUUAAAAUAUUCCCCCUUAACAUAUCCCCUUUGUGUCUUCAGAGUGUUGCUCAACUGGACAGUUUUACUGUGCAUGAACUGUAAGGGCUCUUAAACUUAAUUACAAACGAAUGAUGCAAAAUGCUGUUUAUCUGAUGCCUAACAGAUCCUGUUGAAAUAGACAAUUCUUACUUUACAGUGAUAGCAUUUCGACCCCCUCUGCAAACAUUGUUUUGAUGUCUUCUAUUGAGCAUCUUCUACCGUAAUUUUGUAAGACAAUAAAGAGAGGCCCUUAUCUUCCCUGAUUAGAAACCCUAACAGGUGCUAUUUGAAAGAUACCUGCAUCAUCAGCUUUUGCUUUAAUGUUGUGUUAUUUUGCAAUUGAAUUGGGAGACAAAAUUAUACAUAAAUUACAUGCAUCCUUCCAUAGAAUAGUAGAGAUUAAUUUUUCAGGUUUGUAAAAUUUGUUGUAUGGUCCCGAGUGUAAAAUAGGGUUGGGCAUUGAGAACCAGCUCUAAAUUGCAACCAGUUCCAAAUUUACAAGAACCAGGAUUCACUAGGAAACCGGAGUAUCAGAUUCACAGAAUCUUAAAAGCAGGUUUUUUAGUCACGUUCACACAAU
This is a messenger RNA of Anguilla rostrata (American eel), 5737 nucleotides long. It is a transcript of the gene lcorl, whose product is annotated as ligand dependent nuclear receptor corepressor-like. The record is from RefSeq and is a predicted model, not a curated record. Gene Ontology annotation, biological process: regulation of transcription by RNA polymerase II. NCBI's taxonomy places the organism in Eukaryota, Metazoa, Chordata, Actinopteri, Anguilliformes, Anguillidae. Bases 40 to 1566 code for a protein of 508 amino acids. The transcript has 7 exons. Gene Ontology annotation, molecular function: DNA binding. Gene Ontology annotation, cellular component: nucleus.